UCCCAAGCUUCCAAGCUCUAAUCUUUGCGUACCCAAAUUCUCUUGCUUCUCCUCUCCUCUAUGCACACGUGAACAACUCUCACGAAUGUGAACUCAUGCAAAAGCCACCUUUGUAAUACCACCCUGUUCCAUUUCCAAAACUGGCGCCACAACCUUAAGCUUACCCUUCACCGGACGGCAAUGUCGUUCCUCCGGCAACGGCUCCCUCCGGUUCUUCUUCUUCUCCUCUCUCUCCUAUUCCUCUCCUUACUCUCUCCCUCCACAUCAACCGAGCUCGACCAACUCUUGAAGCUCAGAACCUCACUUGAAAGUUCAAACCCAACUCUGUUCAGUUCUUGGAAGCAAGAAAAUCCCACGUGCCACUUCACUGGGAUUGUCUGCAACUCAAAUGGGCUGGUCUCAGAAAUCAAUCUUGCUCAGCAAAACCUUUCUGGCUCUCUUCCUUUCGACGCAAUAUGCUCGCUUCCACAACUAGAAAAGCUUUCUUUUGGUUCAAAUUUCCUGCACGGAAGUCUCACUGAGGAUUUGAAGAAGUGCACUAAUUUGCAGGAAUUGGAUUUGGCUAAGAAUUUUUUCACAGGAAAAGUACCUGACUUGGGUUCUUUGAGUCAAUUGAGGCUGUUGAGUCUGAAUGCUAGUGGGGUGUCUGGACUUUUUCCAUGGAAAUCACUGGAGAAUCUGACCGAGUUGGCUUUUCUGAGCCUUGGUGAUAACAGAUUCGAUGCAAGUCCUAUUGCAAUGGAGUUGGGAAAGUUUGACAAGCUUUACUGGCUUUACCUCUCAAAUUGUAGCAUCACAGGUGAAAUCCCAGAGGGUAUUGGAAACCUGACUCUGCUUGAGAAUCUGGAGCUUUCGGAUAACCACUUGGUUGGUGACAUUCCUCAGAGUAUUACAAAUCUCAAGAAGCUCAGGCAACUUGAGCUUUAUGCUAAUUACCUAACUGGGAAAAUCCCACUUGGGCUUGGCAACCUCACAAGCCUUAGGAAUUUUGAUGUUUCAACUAACAAGCUUGAGGGUGAUCUCUCUGAGCUCAAAUCCUUGACAGGGCUUGAGUCUGUGCAGCUUUAUGAGAAUCAAUUAGUUGGUGAAGUUCCAGAGGAGUUUGGAGAGUUCAAGAACCUUUAUCAGCUCUCACUUUACAAGAACAAGCUCACUGGCCCUCUUCCUCAGAAGCUUGGUUCUUGGUCUGGCAUGGAGUACAUUGAUGUUUCAGAGAACUAUUUGACUGGCCCUAUACCCCCUGACAUGUGCAAAAAUGAGAAACUGAUUGAUUUUCUGCUGCUGCAGAACAAUUUCACAGGUGGGAUUCCUGAGUCCUAUGCAAAUUGCAAGUCUUUAGUUCGGUUACGUGUGAAUAACAAUUCGCUUUCGGGUACUGUCCCUGUUGGAAUUUGGAGCUUGCCAAGUGUUGUAGUUAUGGAUCUUUCUAUGAAUCAGUUUGAAGGUCCUCUGACUUCAGAUGUUGGUAAGGCAAAUUCUCUGUCAUUAUUACUCUUAGCUAAUAAUAAAUUUUCGGGUGAAUUGCCUGCUGCUUUGUCUGAAGCUACCUCAUUGGUAACGAUUCAGCUUAGUAUGAACCAAUUUGAGGGUCAAAUCCCAGAAACAAUUGGGAACUUGAAGAAAUUAGGCAGUUUUCAUUUAGAACAAAAUUUGUUGUCUGGUGCUAUACCGGAAUCAAUAGGCUCAUGUGUUAGGAUUUCUGAAAUCAACCUUGCCCAUAACAAUCUUUCUGGCCAAAUCCCUCCAAGUCUUGGAUCAUUGCCUAACUUAAACUCCUUGAACUUAUCUGGAAACCAACUUUCAAAUGAAGUUCCUACUACUUUGUCAUCCCUCAAACUCAGCCUUCUUGAUCUUACAAACAACCAGUUGAUUGGCCGCGUGCCUGAGUCGCUAUCCAUUGCAGCUUUUAAUGAAAGCUUUGAUGGAAAUCCUGGUUUGUGCAGCCAGACCUUGAAGAAUUUGCGGUCUUGUUCUUCAAAUUCGGGCUCUCGUAGCCACCCACGGAUAUUUUUGUCUUCUUUUAUUGCUGGAGUACUUGUUCUGCUUAUUUUGCUUGGUGUGUUCUUGCUUUGGAAGCUAAGGAGGAGCAGUCUUGAUCAACCAUUGAAGAGUAAUUCAUGGACUAUGAAGCAGUACCAUGUGCUAACCUUCACAGAGAAUGAAAUCCUAGAUUCAAUCAAAGCUGAAAAUUUGAUUGGCAAAGGAGGGUCAGGAAAUGUAUACAAAGUACAACUGAGAGAUGGGAAAGCACUUGCUGUGAAGCACAUUUGGACCUCACCAGACUCCGGCCACCAGAAAACUUAUCGAAGCACCACUUCCAUUUUAAAGAAGUCGAAAUCCAGCUCAUCGGAGUAUGAUGCCGAGGUGGCCACACUGAGCUCUUUGAGGCAUGUCAAUGUGGUGAAGCUAUACUGCAGCAUAAGUAGUGAGGACAGCAAUCUGCUAGUUUACGAGUACUUUCCCAAUGGGAGCUUAUGGGAUCAGCUGCACAUGAAUCAGAAGGUCAAGAUGGGAUGGGAAGUGAGGUAUGAGAUUGCUUUGGGGGCUGCAAGAGGAUUGGAGUAUCUUCACCAUGGUAGUCACAGACCAGUUAUACACAGAGAUGUGAAGUCUAGUAAUAUUCUGCUAGAUGCAGAUUGGAAGCCUAAAAUUGCUGAUUUUGGGCUUGCCAAGAUUGUGCAGGCUGGUGGUGAAAUGACUCAUGUCAUUGCUGGAACACUUGGCUACAUAGCUCCUGAGUAUGCAUAUACCUACAAGGUAAAUGAGAAGAGUGAUGUGUAUAGCUUUGGGGUGGUCUUGAUGGAAUUGGUGACAGGAAGGAAGCCGGUGGAGACUGAGUUUGGAGAGAACAAGGACAUAGUGAGCUGGGUCUGCAGCAAAAUGCAGUGCAGAGAGAGUGAGCUUGAGUUGGUGGACUCGAGCAUUGACGAUGCGCUACAAGAAGAUGCCCUCAACUUUUUGAGCAUUGCAAUUCGCUGCACCGCUAGGGUUCCGGUUCUAAGACCAUCGAUGAGAAUGGUGGUUCAAAUGCUGGAAGAGGCACAACCUUGUCAGCUCACCAGCAUAAGCAUUACCAAGGAAGGUGAAAACAACCCGAAAAUGGCGCAAAAUUACCACUACUGAAUGUAGAGUAGUUGCAGUUGGUGGUCUGUGGCGUUUUGCUUUGAGGUAUAGAGUCAGAUUGGUCACCAAGACAGAAAGAAAGCUAAUUAGUUUGUGAACUGCAAGAGCUUCCUAGCUAGGAAAGAAGCUCCCAACUACAAAGUUUGGGAGCAGCUGUAUCAUUUAGAUGUAAGCAGAUAUGUAUAGUUUUUGUUUUUGCUGCUCAUUGAGAGGGGUAGAGUCUGUAAUAUAUAAUUGCAUAAUGCAACCAUUUCUAUUAGAAAAACAUCCACAUGGUUGAUUGGCUGUAUGAAUAAAAUGCCUUUCAGCUUAACACUUC
Molecule: messenger RNA, 3442 nt
Organism: Rosa rugosa (rugosa rose)
Lineage: Eukaryota; Viridiplantae; Streptophyta; Magnoliopsida; Rosales; Rosaceae
Product: receptor-like protein kinase 7
Exons: 2
Coding region: 181-3123 (980 amino acids)
Biological process (GO): protein phosphorylation
Cellular component (GO): plasma membrane
Molecular function (GO): protein kinase activity; protein binding; ATP binding
Source: RefSeq, a predicted model, not a curated record